UAUCCAUUGCUGUCACUCUCUCACAACACUACACUACCUCCAACACAUCAUCUCCUUCCUUCACCUUCUUCCCAUACACCCAAAGGAAAAAUCUUCCAUCUCCACUUUCUUUUCAAUGGCCACUCUCUUUAACUUCAACUCCACCCUUCGCCCCUCUUGUUAUCAUCCCUCCUCACCCUCCUCAUCUUAUCCCCACUUCUCCAAGACACUCUCCACAACUUUCUUGGGCCACACCGUAACCCUCAAAUAUGCUGCCACUUCCGCAAGCAUCCCUCCCCGUUCACUCUCCGCUCACAUGUCAUGGGACGGUCCUCUCUCUUCCGUCAAAUUGAUCAUUCAGGGUAAAAAUCUCGAGCUCACUGAUGCAGUGAAGCAGCAUGUGGAAGACAAAGUGGGGAAAGCGGUUCAGAAGCACAGUCACCUAGUGAGAGAGGUUGAUGUGAGGCUUUCUAUUCGAGGAGGAGGUGAAUUUGGGCGAGGACCCAGAACUCGUAGAUGUGAGGUGACUUUGUUCACGAAAAGGCAUGGUGUGGUGCGGGCUGAGGAGGAUGCUGAAAGCACCUAUGGAAGUAUAGAUUUGGUGUCAUCGAUCAUUCAGAGGAAGUUGAGGAAAAUAAAGGAGAAGGUGUCAGAUCAUGGUCGCCACAUGAAGGGGUUCAAUAGGCUGAAGGUUAGGGAGCCCGUGGAGCAAUUACCUGUCGAAGAGGAUGAAAUAUUAUCCCCACAGGAGGAGGAAGAAUCAAUUGACGAGGUUGUUCGCACAAAGUACUUUGACAUGCCACCAUUGACUGUGGCUGAAGCAAUUGAGCAGCUUGAAAAUGUUGAUCAUGACUUCUAUGGUUUUCGAAAUGAAGAAACUGGGGAAAUUAAUAUUGUGUACAAAAGAAAAGAAGGAGGAUAUGGACUCAUUGUACCAAAGGGAGAUGGCGAAGCAGAGAAAUUGGAGCCUGUAGUGCUUGAACCAGCUAUAGAAUCCUCCCUGAAAGAAUGAUAGGCUCCCACAAUAAACUCUUUUUGUAAGAACAUAAGAGCUUGUACAUGAUUAGCGGAUACUAAUGGCGGUUUCUUGGAGCCAGAAGUGCAUACACAAUUUCAAUGGCGUCUCUGACAUUUUAAAGUGCAAACCAAGUUUUAAAGUAUGAUGUACGCUUGGAUGACUAGUCACUAUAAAUGAAAGAGAUGCACCAUUUCCCAUGCACAGCAUUUGCAUAUAAUGUCCAGAAUACGCCUUUUCUCUAACAAUUCCACACACUAUUUUUCAUCACAGGUUUUGUUCUGCUUUCUUGUCUAUUGCUUAUCCAGAUUACACCAUGAAAAGUAAAUCAUUUUUCUCUUCUGACCC
This is a messenger RNA of Glycine soja, 1342 nucleotides long. RefSeq names its product ribosome-binding factor PSRP1, chloroplastic-like. The transcript is spliced from 5 exons. Bases 116 to 991 code for a protein of 291 amino acids. The record is from RefSeq and is a predicted model, not a curated record. Lineage: Eukaryota; Viridiplantae; Streptophyta; Magnoliopsida; Fabales; Fabaceae. Gene Ontology annotation, cellular component: cytosolic small ribosomal subunit. Gene Ontology annotation, molecular function: ribosomal small subunit binding. Gene Ontology annotation, biological process: primary metabolic process; negative regulation of translational elongation.